Homarus americanus (American lobster) is the source of this 4466-nucleotide messenger RNA. Its product is annotated as G-protein coupled receptor GRL101-like. Gene Ontology annotation, biological process: G protein-coupled receptor signaling pathway. NCBI's taxonomy places the organism in Eukaryota, Metazoa, Arthropoda, Malacostraca, Decapoda, Nephropidae. The coding region runs from base 94 to 3525 and encodes 1143 amino acids. The transcript has 27 exons. Gene Ontology annotation, cellular component: membrane. The record is from RefSeq and is a predicted model, not a curated record. Gene Ontology annotation, molecular function: protein binding; G protein-coupled receptor activity.
UGGAGGAGGAGGAGGGCACUGUUGGAGAGGUGGAGGAGGUGUGUGAGCCUGGGUGGUGGCAGUGUUGGGGGGGCUCUCAAUGUGUGCCUCUGAAUGCCACCUGUAGCGGCGUGCCCCAGUGUGCUGAUGGUUCCGACGAGUUACAAGAGAUGUGUGGUUGUCUCCCAGGCGAGUACAGCUGCCCGGACCAGUGUAUUGAUCAACUCAAGAGAGUCAUACACUUGCGCCGAUACGCAUUACAAGUGUGAUAAUGGGUUCUGUGUGCCCAGGGAUGUGCUGUGUGAUUUUGACGAUGACUGCGGUGACAGUUCCGACGAGCAUUAUUGUCUGUACAGGAAGUGUUACGAAGAGGAGUUUACGUGUGGCAACGGAGAGUGUGUGUUCCCAGGCUUCGUGUGUGACGGUGAACCUAAAUGUAGUGAUGGUAGCGACGAGACACAUUGCCAACCAGAGGACUUUGCAGUGUGUAAAUCAGGGCGGCUGGUACACAGACAUUUCUGGUGUGACGGCUCGGCAGACUGUGCUGACAACCACGCUGACGAACUCCACUGUGGGGAGUGUAGAGAAGACCAGUUUCUCUGCCCCAAUGGCCGUUGUAUACUGCAGGGGAAUGUGUGUGACGCCCAAUGUGACUGUCUCGAUUGUGCUGACGAGCGUAACUGCAGUCGCUUUUAUACCACGAGGUCUGGUGUGGCGGUGUGUCAGUUGGGCCAAUCAAUCAGGUGUGGUAUUCUGACAGGUGAUCGCCAAGAGGAGAGGUGUGUGGCAGCUGAGUAUGUGUGUGACGGCAUCGACCACUGUCACAUAGGGAAGAAGAGAUUAUCAGAUGAGCUGGAGUGUUGGCAUAUGAGCAAACCAUGUCUGCCGCCAGAGGGAGAGGUCGAACCCUGGGUCCAGUGUUCAGACGGCCGCUGUGUUCCCAAGUCUCUCCUCUGUAAUAGGGAAGGCGCGUGUCCCAACGGCCAGGACGCCAACGGGUGCCCGGUUAUGACGUGUAAGGAAGGAGAGUGGCAGUGUUUCAGUGGUCAAUGUAUUCCUCUGCAACACCACUGUGACGGUAAAUUCUAUCACUGCAAUGAUUCAUCGGACGAGCGUAACUGCAGAAAGGUGAAUGAGAAGUGUACGUCAGAUUGGCGUCCGUGUUCAGAUGGUCGGUGUAUUCCGGGAGCCUUCUUUUGUGACGAGAAGGUCGACUGUCUUAACGGUGAAGACGAGGACAACUGCACGGCGACCGUGGAGUGCGGGGAGGGGGAGUGGCAGUGUUCCAGUGGUGGGCAGUGUGUCAAUGUGUCCUACCGAUGUGAUUUAUAUUUCGAUUGUAAUGAUACGUCGGAUGAGCUUCUUUGCAGUGAUCAUGAGUGUGACCAAGACCAUAUGAAAUGUCAUUCGGGCCAGUGUGUUCGUCGGGACUACUGGUGUGACUAUGUUGUGGACUGUUUUGAUAAGUCAGACGAGAUGUACUGUGAGAUCAACAUAGGCUGUGAGGAGGGGCAGUUUCAGUGUGCUAGUGGCCAGUGUAUACCUAGUGAGGACCGGUGUGUCGUGCACCAGGGGACCACAAGAAGAGGGUGUGGCGACGGAUCCCAUUUGCUGAACUGUAAAGGAUCAAACGGAACAACUUGUGGUGAAGACAUGCACCGAUGUUUAUCCGGCCCUUGUAUACAUCAUUCGGAUAUCUGUAAUGAAAAGAUCAAUUGUCCAAACACCUGGGAUGACGAAAGCAACUGCAUAUUCUCCUGCUCCAAAAAUGCUGCCAAGUGCCGAUGUUUUAACGUAGAAGCCAACUGUUCCAGCCUUGACCUCCAGGAGUUCCCAGACACAGAGGAACAAAUAAACAUCUUUAUCUUCGCCGACAACUACUUGAACGUCACCCUCGAAGCAAAGCCGAUACGUCAAAACAUGAGUCGAGCCAUCCACCUUGAUCUAUCGAGGAACCACAUCGCUCACCUGAGGAACGACGUGUUUGCUCACCUGUGGAGAUUGAAGAUUCUUGACCUACGCGAUAACCACCUCACUAACCUCACGGCCAAUGCCUUUAAUGGCCUUCUCAACCUUAGGUCAUUACAUCUAAGUGGAAACAGCAUCACAUCCCUAGCCUCUCAUGCCUUCUAUGGUCUGACAUCCCUCGCUACGCUGGAUCUCAGCUACCAAGGAUUGACUCAUAUCUCAUCUAACGCGUUCCUUGGUCUUCGUAAACUGGCCACACUGUCUCUCUCACAUAACAAACUCGGUCACCUGCAUCAUAAAUUCUUCAGUGGUCUUCAAAACCUCAAAAAACUAGACGUCAGCCACAACUCCAUCGUCACCGUCAACUACAACACGUUUCAACACAUCCCCAAACUCAAGUUUCUAGUGUUAGACGAGUUCCGACAGUGCUGCCAGGUAAGACACAUAGCCAGAUGUGUACCAGAGGCGGACGAAUUCUCUACCUGUGAGGACCUGAUGUCUAACCUGGUACUGAGAGUGUCCAUCUGGGUCCUCGGUCUGGUAGCGCUCUUCGGCAACACCUUCGUCAUCAUCUGGAGGAGCGCCUUUAGUAGCUUCAACAAGCUAAACUCGUUCCUGAUAGUUAACCUGGCCCUAGGUGACCUCCUGAUGGGGUUUUACCUGAUAGUGGUAGGGGGCGUGGACCUACACUACCGUGGGGUAUACGCUGAGCACCAACUCUUCUGGAGGACUUCUUGGCUCUGUCAGAUGGCCGGCUUCCUCAGUACCUUCUCCUCCGAGCUCUCAGUGUUCACGCUUACGGUCAUCACCGUUGAACGCCUGAGAAUCAUUAUGCAUCCCAGUCACAACAAAAGCACAAAGCCAACGAAACUGGUGAUGGCUGGGGUAUGGAUUGUGGUGGGUGUGUUGGCUACCUUACCGCUCGUCAACCGAGAGUACUUCAAUAAUUUCUACGGGCGUUCGGGAGUCUGUCUGGCGUUGCACAUCACCCAAGAGAAGCCGAGUGGAUGGGAGUAUUCAGUCUUCAUCUUCUUGGGUCUGAAUUUCGUAUCCUUCGGGGUGAUUGCUGUCAGUUACGUGUUAAUGUACUUCGCGGUUCGUAAGACACGCAUGGAGGCGGCGAGGAUCAGUCGAAGGGAGGAUGAGAAUUUGGCCAAAAGAAUGACCCUGAUAGUGGCCACAGACGCUGCCUGCUGGUUACCCAUCAUUAUAUUGGGGGUUGUUUCCCUGUAUGGCGUCGAUGUCCCACCCAAGGUGUUCUCAUGGGUUGCAGUAUUCAUCCUGCCUCUCAACGCUGCUGUCAACCCAGUGCUGUACACCCUCUCCACGUCCCCCGUGAGGAAGAAACUCGGUACCAUCCGUCAGAGUUUGAGUAGCCGUAACUCCGGGUCGGCCACAGGUAUCCCACUACCGCCGAUAAAGAGACCGAGGGAGUCGACCUUGAGUUCAGACGUGGUCAAAACAAGCGAUAAGGGAACAGCUGUGAACACCAAGGAUACAGUGUGUGUGUACAAACCCGGUACAGCACAUACACAAGACGUCCUCACCUGUCUUCACAAGUCUCCUGAAGCGGUGUAGGAGACAUAUCCUUGUAGAUGACUCCUAUUGCCCCCCCCCCCAACACCACCCGCUCACCCCCACCUUUCCAUAUUCGUGUAUCUGAAUAUAAUAAGUUUAUUCAUGAGUUUUCUAAAAAAAAAUUGAAAUAUAUUUGACACAUUCCUAAAGUUGUGCAUGAAAGGGUAAAAAAAUAGAUUUGUUGUAAGAUGAUCGUUACUUUUUUUCGUAUAAGUGAAAAAAAUAGUUGUGUAAUUAAUGUAUCACCAUAUUGAAUGACAUUUGAUGGCGAUGUUUUAUGUAUAAGAAAAAAAAUAAACAAAUGAAGUACAACGGGCGACUGGAUACAUCGCUCGUGUUUUAUCCUAGGAUUCGUUGAUUCUAAACCAGAGCAAUCACAGCCCACCCAGCUGUAAAUGGGUACCUGACUUUACUGUUGGGAAAAUGAAAACUGUUGAGUGCAGUGCCAGCCAUGUUAGCUUCCAGUGUACCGAACUCUUAGUAUAUAAUGUGUGUGUGUGUGUUGUAUCCACAUUCUUUCAUCACUUUCAUAUGUAAGAACGAAGGCAGCUCCUAACCAAUGCUUAGUCACAAAGUAAAAACAGAAGAAAAGAGACAAUGGAUUCUAAACCUUCUUUUCUUCAUUAUUUAACCCCACCUUAAAGGAUAUCGUCUAAUAUAUCUCUGUGACCUCAACAUAUACAAACUUAGAAGUUGAGUUGAAUAUUAUGACCAUUGUUUACUUACAAACAAACGAUAAAUUGUAUGUUUUAACUAGAAAUUGCUUACAAAAGAUAGAUUUAAUAGAAACACUUAAUGCGUGGUCUGUGCAUACCUAUCACAAAGGUACUCAAGCUAUCCAACCAGGAGCGAACUCGUAACAAUGGUUUGAAAUUAGACAAAUUUAGAUUUAGGCGUGAAAUAGGUAAACACUGGUUUGGAAACAGAGUAGUGGAUGAAUG